AUGCACUAUCUGCAAUUCCUUCUCCUCACAGUUCUACUUCUCAUGUGUCACGCCAGGUGAGCACUUUUUCGUUUUUUGUGGAAUCGCAUUGCUUCAAAAGUUUGUCCAUCUUUGAACGCCUGUAUCCCCCCACAACUAUUGUCCAUUUCUGAAACGUGUCAACUCGCAAAUUGCAGAAAAUUUUGUGCUCUACAACUUUGUAGUUGACAGUUUUUCUGCAAAUUGCCUAGAUUUCAAAAUAUACGCGCAUUUCCGAAGAACAGCCUUGUUCGCGUCAAAAAGUUGUUGCAAAUUUUGUACCAAACACACUUUGUAGCGGACAUUUUCGCCUAAAAGUCUGUAAUACCUUCAGAAAAUCGGUCUACCGUCGCAAUUCUCCGAGUCUGCGACGGCUCACCCGUAACUACGACUGGGAAGUGGACGAGCACGGCGCGCUCCGACCGAUCAUCAACCCGGCAAAGGUGGAGAGGGCGACGAAGAGCUGCGCGAACGAUUCGUUCAUUCUCGGCACCAUUAUGAGCAACUACAAUCGGCACAAGAUCCCCGGCGGUCAGGUCGAAGUGGAGGUGGAGGUGUGGGUGCAGGAGAUCACGACAAUCUCGGACAUUACUUCCGAUUUUCAGGUGGGGGGCUCUUUUGAGAUUUUGCGGUGCUCAAAUAGCUUUGUAUUCGCCGCUUGCAGCUCGACAUUUACAUCUACGAGACGUGGCACGAUCCGGCGUUGAACUACGCGUUUCUGAAUCCGUGCAAGUACAAUCUCUCGCUGAAUUCGGUGCUUUUGGAGAAGUUGUGGACGCCCAACUCGUGUUUUAUCAACUCGAAAACGGCGGACAUUCACAAGAGCCCGUUUCCGAACAUUUUUUUGAUGAUCUACGCGAACGGAACAGGUGAGACGAGGGCGGGGUGUCUAUGUACGAACACAAACACAAUAGUCGUUCCGAGUCGGCGUCGUUGUGUGUGUGUGAGCUGUGCGCAAAAAAACAAGCGAAAAAGACGGGGGGAGAAGAAGUGAAAACAUUCGGGCGCGCGCCUAAUAACUUUUUUUCCGUUUCUGAUAUUUUCUUCGCAAAUUGACGGUCUCGAUGAGCUCUACAAUUGCAAUUUUCCCGUUCUAGACCCGCUGAAUCUGCUAUAAACCAGAGUUGAGCGGAAGAACACGGAAGAAUUUUUAUCUUUUUUAGAAAAUUUUUUCAUGAAAUGUGACCAACUGACGAAAUGUAUAGCAAAGUGAACUGUGCUCAUAGAAAAAUAAUUGUAAAUUUAACUUUUCAUACAAAAAAGUUAUUCGAGUUGUUCCGUGAGAAAAGGGCUAACGGGGAAGACGGAAGGAAUAACUUUUUUGUAUGAAAAGCUAAAUUUACAAAUAUUUUUCUAUGAGCACAGUUCACUUUGCUAUACAUUUCGUCAGUUGAUCACAUUCCAUGAAAAAAUUUUCUAAAAAAGAUAAAAAUUCUUCCGUGUUCUUGCGUUGAGCUCUUCCGCGCUCAAUUCUGCUAUAAACCCUCAGGGACCGUUGCUAGUAGUGCACUUUUUGAUGCGUAAUCUCUCUUCAAUCUUCACCCCCUACUCUUUGAAAUUGUCCAUGUCCAUGUCCAUGUAUCUAGUUAAGAAAUUGUGUGUGAGUGUGUGUGUGUGAGAAGGAAGAAAGAGAGAGAGAGAGAGAGCCUUUCCUUCUUCCUUCCUUCCUUCCUUCUUUGCUUUACACACCACUCUCUAGGGACCUUUCCAUGGGGGCAUCUAGGCCCACUUUCACUUUUUUCGCUCUUUCUGAGCUCCCGUGAGCUUCCGAGCGCCGUCGGCGAACGGGGCAAUAUAUCAAUGGAAACGGGCGGGGCCGAGGAAGAAGAAGAAGAAGAAGAAGAAGGGGAUUAGAUUGGCGAGGUUUCGAAAUGGCGGAAAAACGCGGAAUUGGAGCCGCAAAAGAGUUUUUCGGGCCGGUGGGGGGAUUCUAGUAAAGUAAAGUACCCUUGAAGCGUAACCUAUAGGUACCCAAAAAUAUCUAUUGUCCAAGUAGACGAUUUCCUCACAUUUCUGUCCAGUAAAGUACCUUUCAUAGUGGUUCGAUGCGCACCAAACUUCUUGGGCGUCAUCUUGCCCCUAGUUUGGUCCCAGAAACCCGGUCGACACGGACCAUACAUCAAGUUUCGCCUACUACCGUCGUUUCUAGUUGUAACUUUCGCCAAUCAAAUCAUCGCGGCGCCGCCGAGUUCCUGUUUGUGCCCGGCGCGUCCGCACGCGUGACCCGAAUUGGCAUGCAAAUUGGCGUAACUUUGUCGUGCCACUAAACGACGGAUCCGGGGCACCGGGAAGACGAAGAAGAAGAAGAAGAAGAAGAAGGGGUCAGAGCCGCCGGACGAAAUUUAAUCGUCGGGAGCUGGUGUCUUCUUCUUCUUCUUCUUCUUCUUCUUCUCCAUCUGCGUCUGCUCGCCGCUCAUUGAUCUUUUCGUCGUUCGGCUCUCCGCGCGCGCGGGUUAGUUUGUACAUGCGGUGGUCUCUUUUCGACUUGUCCAUAACAAAGCGUCGAAAAAAGAGCCGGGAAGAGAGUAAUUAGCGACGCGACCACCAGUGACGCGACUUUGAACGCGUGUAUCUCGAGAACUCUGGAUUCGAUCAAAAAGUGGUCAACGUGAAAAUGGUUGCAAAUUUUGUGCUCUACAACUUUACAGUUGACAAUCACACUCGAAAACGUAUCGUUUUCAAGUUAUGCCCCUCUGAACCAGAGUUGAGCGGAAGAACUCAACGGAAGAACACGGAAGAAUUUUUAUCUUUUUUAGAAAAUUUUUUCAUCGAAUGUGAUCAACUGACGAAAUGUAUAGCAAAGUGAACUCUGCUCAUAGAAAAAUAAUUGUAAAUUUAGCUUUUCAUACAAAACAGUUAUUCCUUCCGUCUUCCCCGUUAGCCCUUUUUUCACGGAACAACUCGAAUAAAUUUUUUGUAUGAAAAGCUAAAUUUACAAUUAUUUUUCUAUGAGCAGAGUUCACUUUGCUAUACAUUUCGUCAGUUGAUCACAUUUCAUGAAAAAAAUUUCUAAAAAAGAUAAAAAUUCUUCCGUGUUCUUCCGUUGAGUUCGAACCCUAGGGACACUUUUUUUUUCUCAGAAUCCGAGUCUCUCUGCCUCGCUAUCCAUUCGAAAAUUGCCAUUUUCUAAUCGGAGCCUUCCGUCGUCUCGCGCGAUUCAUCCGAAUAAUUCAUUCGCUUAUCGUGAUUGGGUACGAGUCGGAGACGCCGUCAAUGAAUGAUUGCGUGACGAAAAAAUAGGGCGAUGCGACUAAUUUAAGGGAUGGGCCAGGGAAUACGAAAAAGUUGGGGGGACCAGCUAUUGUCCAAGUUUUCAGUAUGGACCAACUACCGUCUCAAGCUACAAGGCCCGUGUAUUAUGGAUUUGACAAAGUUUCCGUUCGACAACGUCACUUGUUCACUCACUUUUGAAAGUUUCAAGUACGUUCGUUUCCUCAACCGGAUUCUUUUUGUUCAAUAAACACGGCGGCACCGUUUAGCUACAAUACGGACGAGGUGAAAAUGGAUUGGUCGGAGAACGGAGUGCAGAAAAUGCGCGACAAGAUGGAGUUGGCCGACUACGAACUCGUCGACAUACACAAGAUUCGGAAGACGGAGGUUUGUUGCGAUACUCACCCCCCGCCCGCAAUUGUACUCUUUCAUUUGCCAGGAAUACCCCGCCGGUUACUGGCACGAGCUGACGAUGAGCUUCGAGUUUAAACGACGCGCCGGUUGGUACAUUCUUCAAGCCUAUCUGCCCACGUAUUUGACCAUUUGUAUAUGUGAGUGUGUAAAAUGAUGCCAAUUUUUGAGCUCGUUAGCGGGCGAGCGGCUCAGAAUAGACGUGAAUGUUUUGCCAAAUGACGAGGGGUGGUGUUGAUGUUGCAGCGUGGAUCUCGUUUGCGCUUGGAUCGAAAGCGAUUCCGGCGAGGACGAUGCUGGGAGUGAACAGUUUGUUGGCGAUGACUUUUCAGUUUGGCAACAUUAUCCGAAAUCUGCCCAGAGUGUCGUAUGUCAAGGUGAGCUCCUGGUGCUAGUUAAAGGAUCACACAGUGUCCAGAGCUGACAAUGAGCGCAAGUGCGGCGCCCCGCCCAAUAGAGCGAUACAUUGGCGCGAAAUUUGUGUUUUUUGCCAGAUUAGCCACGAAAAACCGAUAAUUUCUCAUUUGUCUCUCGAUAGACCGAUUGUAUAGGCUAUUACGAAUUUUUUAAGCGCAAGAGCGUUAAAUUUGGUCAAGUCGCAAAUCACAUUUAUUCGUUUGAAGGUUUUUCGCUAAAACUGCAUGAAUUUCAGUUGCUUUUCGGUAAUUUUCGCGGUUCGAGCGCUCAAAAUGCUUGUAUUUACGUGAUUUAUCAUUCUCAAAACCAAUUAUGUCUGAAAACGGCCAAGAAAGCGCAAAAUGAGAAGUGCGGUUUUUAGGCGGCGAAGGCGAAGAAGCAAAAUCCGCGAAAAAUGCGCCAAAACAUCAUUAAUUCUGUGAGAAUUAGUGUGUUUUCAUGUCGAACAAUCAUUUUUCAUCGCCUUUGACCGCAAAAAAUCAGAGAAAACCUGCUCAAUUCAUGAAAACGCCAUUUGGCCGCCGAGGCCACGCCCAUAUUGUCAGCUCUGGAGACCGUGUUUUGAUUUUUUUGUGUCUGUUUGAAUUGUCUCUCAUUGCCACUCAUACACUGGUGAAAUGCUGACUCUCAAAAAUGCCAAUGAACGAAACGGCGUGCAAUUGAAGUUGUGGCCGUGGCCUAGGAAACUCCGGUGGGAAAACUCUUCCCUUGCUCUUGCAUUAUGUAUGGAUGCUGAUUUGUGUGAAUUUUUUGCAAAAUAUGAAGAUUGUGCCGAACCCAAAAAAAAGAUCACAAGGCCUAGAACUUUUCUGGGCCACGGCCACAACUCCGUUCAAAGGUAUUUCUGAAAGUUGGGGGCUCGGACAGUGAAUGUGGCAAUAAGAAGCAAUUCAGUCAGACACAUAAACUGUGGCCCUUCUCAGGCCAUCGACGUGUGGAUGCUCUCGUGCAUGACGUUCGUCUUCUGCUCCCUCCUCGAGCUCGCCUGGGUCGGCUACCUGUCGCGCGAAGAGGAGAUAGUCUCGCGAAGUCCGCCGUGCGCCCAAGUCGCGCCCAAACCGUGCCAUCCGCCCGUCCAGCAGUCCGCCAGCAGCGUCCAGCACCGCCGGCAGCAGAAACAGCCGAAGAACGAGGAGGAGAGUGCUCUGUUGAGCCUCCGUGACAAUGAUUAUGGCUACAUCCCGCCCGGGUUCGGGUUGAACGGAAACUUGUCGAACGCGAUGAAGAGCUUCACUUCUUCGUGUUCGUGCGAGCCGCCGAAUGUGGUGAACAUGAUGUUGGACGAGGCGGAGACCAUCCCACCCUCGACCACUUCGUCGCUUUCCCGGUAGGAUUGAAUACAUAUUCAGGGGGGAACAAAGUAGAACUCGAUUUUUGCAGAAAACAACGUCGCGAGAUGCUCGCCCACAAAAUCGACUCGGUCUCGGUGUUCAUGUUCCCGUUUCUGUUCGUGCUCUUCAACAUUGCCUACUGGCAACACUACCUUCGGGUCGAUUAA
Caenorhabditis sp. 36 PRJEB53466 is the source of this 5554-nucleotide messenger RNA. The record is from the annotation of a GenBank genome assembly. Lineage: Eukaryota; Metazoa; Nematoda; Chromadorea; Rhabditida; Rhabditidae.